CGCGCCCGGGAACCAGCCAAAACGGGAGGAGCAUAUUGGCGGCCAUUUCAUUUCUUGCAAACUAAGCUACACGCGGAGCGAACAUCUAGAUUCCCUUUGGUCGCUUAUAUAUACCCCUCCCCGUCGCCGUGACCCAUUCCCCCCUCCCUCCCCCGGCCGCUACGUCGUACGUCUCGCGCCUCGCCCAUCUCCAUUAAUCGCCGGAAGCGCUAGCUUCUGAGGUUCUUAGACAGACGAUCGAUCGAGAGGCUGGAGAGAUCAAUUGGGCGUUUGGGUGUACAUGAACCUGACGUUGAGUCUAGGCGUCAAUGGUGGCGCCGCUGCGGCCAAGAAGCGCAAGGUGAUGGACGGCGUCGGCGACGUUGGCGUCCUCGGCGCCGGUGACGGCGGUGACCGCGCCACUGUCAUGAGGCUCCUCCAGGCCAGAGAUCGCAUGGUGAAGGUUGAGCUUGAUCACGACGACGGGGACGUGAGUGACCGCGGAGCCUCGCCGCUGAUGCGCUUGCUCCUCUCGUCGGCGGCCGCCGGGGAGGUCGGCGACAUGCACGCAGCGGCCAUGGCCUUGCAGGAGGUCUACCGGCACGCGUCCUUCCGCGGCGGCGACCCCGCCCAGCGGGUCGCAUCCUACUUCGCGGACGCGCUGGCGUCGAGGCUCCUGCUGCCGCCGCCGGCGAAGGCGAAGACGACGACGACGACGACUCGCGAAGAGCAGUUCCUGGCGUUCACCAUGUUCUACCAGGCGUCCCCGUUCUACCAGUUCGCGCACUUCACGGCGAACCAGGCCAUCGUGGAGGCGUUCGAGGCCGGCGGCCGGCGCCGCCUCCACGUCGUGGACUUCGACGUCUCGUUCGGCUUCCAGUGGCCGUCCCUGAUGCAGUCCCUUUCCGACGCCGCCACCACAAGCUCCUCUCUAUCCUCCCAGGACGACAGCGGCGACUGCUGCGACGAGCCGGUGUCCCUGCGCAUCACCGGGUUCGGCGCGAGCGCCGACAAGCUGCGGGACACGGAGGCCCGCCUCGCCCGCUUCGCGGACGGCUGCCCCAACCUACGGUUCGAGUUCGAGGGCGUCGUCAACAACGGGCCGGAGGAGGGCCGCCAUGAGCGCAUAACGACCGACCCCGCCGCGACGGUGGUCGUCAACCUGGUGUUCCCGGCCGCACAGAACGUGAGGCAGAGCUCAUGGGAUCCGCGCAGCGCAUCGGCUCACAUCCGGUCUCUGAACCCGUCCUUGGUCUUCCUGAUCGACAAGGUCGACGAAGGCAACGGCGGCGUUAAAGGCGCCGGAAGAUGCGGAAGCGCGAGCCUGCUCCCGCGGUUCGCGGCCAACCUCCGGUACUACGCGGCCGUGUUCGAGUCGCUGCACGAGUGCCUCCCGGCCGACAGCGCUGAGAGGAUCGCCAUCGAGAGGGACCACCUCGGCGUGGAGAUCAGCGACGCAAUGGCCUCUCUGGACCGUCGGCGCCACGACGGCGAUCGCGCGGCGGACAAGGUGAGUCGCGGUUGGAAGGAGAGGCUGGAGAGCGCGGGGUUCGAAGACGCGAGGCUGAGCUCGAGGACGGUGAGCCAGGCGAAGCUGCUGCUCAAGAUGAAGAGCGGCGGGUGCGGCGGCGGCGGGUUCCGCGUCAUGGAGGCCGGCGACGGCAAGGCCAUGGCGCUGGGGUGGCGAGACAGGGCCCUCAUCACGGCCAGCGCGUGGCGGCCGUGCCGGCAAUCGGUCGGCAAGAACGAGCCCUGAAACACGCGCCCAUUCAUUCAUUCAGUACAUAGAUAUUGUGAUAGACCGUGUGCUCAUCCGAUUCUUCUUGGUUUCUUCUUCAUUGGUUCCUUAUUGGCAGAGAGAGAGAGCUUGAUUCUUAGUUUCUUUUCUCUUGAUUUCUUGAGUGAUAUAUACAUGUAUACUCGUACAAGUAAAAGGAGGUUAUAUACAGCUGAUAUCAUAUUCAUACGUACGUUCAUAUACACAUGAA
Messenger RNA from Aegilops tauschii subsp. strangulata, 1967 nucleotides. RefSeq names its product scarecrow-like protein 23. The record is from RefSeq and is a predicted model, not a curated record. NCBI's taxonomy places the organism in Eukaryota, Viridiplantae, Streptophyta, Magnoliopsida, Poales, Poaceae.